UCACACUAAACGAGUGUGAAUAUUUGCUUUUAAGGUGAGAACACGUUAUUAAACAAAUGUUUAUACGUACAGUGAAAUAGCCAACUAUGACGACUCUCUUCUACUUUUCCUUCUUCUUCACCAGCCUACCAAUAAAACUGAUUCCUCUGAUUCUCCUAAUUCUCCAUUUUCUUUCCACACUGAAAUCUCCAUUCUUCUUCUUUCUCUCUGCUUUUCCAAUUUCAAGGUACGUCUGGGCCGUGCCUCAGUCUCAGUGUGGCUGAUCAUCGUAACUUGGCAAGCUAUUGCCUCACCAACUAGCUAAUUAGACGUGAGACCCUCAUUGGGCGGAUCUCUCAUUUUGCUCCACAGCCUACGGGGUAUUUGCAGCCGUUUGCAGCUGUUGUUCCCCUCCCAAAGGUAUUGGUGGUGAAGGUAACAUUUCAUUUACUCAUCAAAAGGCACUAUUAACUGAUUUAGACACACGCUAAUUGACAUGAGUUGUUGCUUCUUUGGCGACCGGAAAAAGGGUCAUGAUCUCGUUCACCAUGAUACAAGAGAUGCAGGAGGUGACUCCAUUGCAAGCACAAAGAAUUUUUCAUUUAACGAAUUAAGAUUAGCAACCAACAACUUCCAUCAAAUUAAUAAAAUAGGGCGAGGCGGUUUUGGCACAGUAUACAAGGGAACUCUAAAACAAGGAAAAGAUGUUGCUGUGAAGACACUAGCAGCAGAAUCAAGGCAGGGUUUGCGGGAGUUUUUGACAGAAAUUGAGACAAUAUCAAAUGUCAAACAUCCAAAUCUAGUUGAGAUAAUUGGAUGCUGUGCUGAUGGAAAUAACCGGAUUUUGGUCUAUGAAUAUUUAGAAAAUAGAAGCCUUGACCGAGCACUGUUUGGUUCAAGGACUAGUGUUAAGUUAGAAUGGGAAAAAAGGACUACUAUUUGCUUGGGUACAGCUCGAGGUCUUGCAUAUCUACAUGAAGAAAUAGUGCCACAUAUAGUGCACAGGGAUAUAAAAGCUAGUAAUAUUCUGCUUGACAAGGAUUAUACACCAAAAAUUGGAGAUUUUGGGCUUGCUAAACUUUUCCCAGAUAACAUCACUCAUAUCAGCACAAAGAUAGCAGGAACAACUGGCUACCUGGCGCCUGAAUAUGUAUUAGGCGGACAAUUAACGAUGAAGGCUGAUGUUUACAGUUUUGGGGUCCUAAUACUGGAAGCAGUCAGUGGCAAGAGCAGCAGCAGCAGAAUUUGGCAAGGUGAUAAGAGGUCACUUCUUGAAUGGUCCUGGCGGCUCUAUCAAGAGGAGAAACUAUUGGAGUUGGUGGAUGAAGAACUAGAUGAAUAUCCGGAGAGAGAAGUCGUCAGGUACAUCAAGACAGCUCUGUUUUGCACACAAGCAAAUGCAAACAGAAGACCAAUGAUGAGCCAGGUUAUUGAGAUGCUUUCAAGAAAUAUCCAGCUAAAUGAGAAAGAACUUACACCACCUGGUUUUUUCGAAGAUUCUGAAGGAAGCGUGCAAUCAAAAUUGAAGAUAUCUGGAGGUAAUACUAGUCAACAAAGUUCUGUGCACAUCACAAUUACUCAAGUGACCCCUAGAUAAUCAUCCUUCGUGACCGCCUGAUCCGGCACUUGAAUCAUUCUUCCUGCGACAUUGUUUUGCAGCUUAAGAUGACGUUUGCUUGAUAUUUUCUAGGAAUUGAGUUUGCAAACUUGUAUAUUAUGGAUUUUUAACAAAAAAGGAUAGCUAACUUUUUCAAAUCUAGUUUUUCAAAUUUGUUGAGAUAUUUCUGAUAUCUUCAUAGAAAAGUUUGAACCUUUCUGCAAAUGUAGUUCAGACACAUGAAGCAAAAUUGAGUUUGCAAAUUCAAAA
Messenger RNA from Solanum pennellii, 1846 nucleotides. Its product is annotated as cold-responsive protein kinase 1-like. Gene Ontology annotation, molecular function: ATP binding; protein kinase activity. The coding region runs from base 476 to 1576 and encodes 366 amino acids. The record is from RefSeq and is a predicted model, not a curated record. The transcript has 7 exons. NCBI's taxonomy places the organism in Eukaryota, Viridiplantae, Streptophyta, Magnoliopsida, Solanales, Solanaceae. Gene Ontology annotation, biological process: protein phosphorylation.